CCCGAGUUGGCAGGAUCCCUGUACGGAUUCUGUGAGUCUUAGAUUGAGUCAGUAGGUCUGUCAGUCAGGGGUUAGAGUCUACGUGGUGAGGUUUGGAACCGCUAAUCCGGUUAUGCACGUAUCACCAUGGUUAACACCCGGAGUGGGAAGAGCACUACCCCCUACACCCAGGAGCAACAGGAAAAGAUGGUCGCCUUAGUGAGAGAGAACAAGGAGAGGAAGGAGCUCCUGAAACAGGCAAAGCUAAAGACAAUCGCAGAGGAGCAGGCGGCGAAGAUGAAGAAACUGGAGGAGGAGAUGAAGAGAGUUCAGCAGGAGGAGGAAGAGAGAAGAAAGGCUGCCGAAGAGGAAGCAGCAGCAAAAGAAGAAAAAGAGAGAAAGCAUAUUGAAAGCAGAGAGGAGAGUAGUGGCACGAAGAAGGACGGAGACGCAGAGAUGGAGAGGAAGACUAGCGAGUGGAUAACUAAUUUAUCGUUGGGGGAAGAUGAGGAGGCGGAGUUCUAUGUGCCCCAGGACGAGAGGGAUGCGCUAGCCCAGGAGCUAGCAGCAAUGGAGGACCCCCUGGAAAGACAAGAAAGAGAGGAGGAGAAAAAGUUGGAGUGGAAAUUGGGAAUGAAGAGGGAGAAGAAGAGAAGGAGGGAUGAAGUCAACAGGUUGACCGCAAAAGUGGCAAAAAUGAAAGACUGCAGGCAGGAGGUGCAGGCGCAGACAGACAUGACUGCCAAGAUGGAUAAGGUGCUGGGAUAUUUAGAGGUGUUGAGCGCGGCUUGGAUGGAGGAGCGCCAAACUAGCUAGGGUCAAGAUGUGGCCCUGAAGGCCAUGCGGUCCGGUUUUCGGAAUUUUGCGCGCGAGAUG
Messenger RNA from Chara braunii, 855 nucleotides. Lineage: Eukaryota; Viridiplantae; Streptophyta; Charophyceae; Charales; Characeae. The record is from the annotation of a GenBank genome assembly.